AACUGAUAUUGAAUACUUUCUGGGGCUUCAAUUUAGUAGUUUUAGUUUUUGCUAACUCUGUACGAAAUGCUUGUAAUUUAAUAAAUAAUUUGUUUGAAAAUAUACUGAAUUACAUGUUGUAUGAGUGGCACGAUUUGGAAAUUGGAAUACAUUUUUCAAUUUAUUAUGGUACUAAAUAUGUUUUUUGCAUUUAAACGUGAUAGUAUACCAUAAUUGCAAUUGUAAUUCCAAUUUCAGCUUAUUUCCAGCUGUCUAUUGAUUCCUAAGUAUACCUGAGGUAUUGAUUAAAAAAAAUCAAAUUAACUUUUAUUGUUCUUCAGCUGUAUAAGAAUAUAAUUUACAUUACUCUCUACAUGAUGUACGACUACGAAUUUGGGGAUUUGUGUUUUGACGAAGAUAAAAUGGGUAUGAAAGUGACUUCAGGGAUUGUAACAAUUAAUAAAGAUCCAACAACCAAUCUUAUAGGAAUAACAAUUGGUGGAGGACCACCUCACUGUCCUUGCAUUUAUGUUAUUCAGGUUUCGGACAAUUCACCAGCCUCAUUAGAUGGUACAUUAGAGAGUGGUGAUGAGAUUUUAGCUGUUAACAAUGAAUGUGUACGUGGACGUACUAAGUUACAAGUAGCACAAAUGAUACAAUCAAGUGUAGAUCGAGUAAUUUUAAAAUAUAAUAAAUUGCAUGCUGAUGCUCGCCAAGGCAAGACAUUAGAUAUUGUAUUAAAAAAAGUUAAACAUAGAUUAGUUGAGCGUAUGUCUGCAACUACUGCCGAUUCUUUAGGUAUGUCUCGUGCUAUACUUGUUAAUGACAGUCUUGUAAAACGUUUACAACAAUUAGACGAUAUGGAACAUUCAUAUCGUCACUUAGUUGAUCAUACAGAACGUGUACUUCGUGCGUUUUAUGCACUAACCCAAUGUUUUAAAGAAUUUGGUGAUACUUUUGCUGAAAUUGGUGCUCGUGAACCACAGCCUAGAGCCAGUGAGGCUUUAGUACGCUUUGCUGAAUAUCAUAGACGCAUGGAACGGCAAGGUCUCAUGUUAAUCAAAGCUCUGAAACCAAUAUCCAGGUCAUUUGGUACGUAUUUGAAUAAAGCUAUUCCAGAUACCAAACAGACAAUACGAAAAUAUGCUGAUGUGAAAUUUGAAUAUUUAUCAUACUGCUUAAAAGUUAAAGAGUUAGACGAUGAAGAAAUUACUUAUUGUUCAGCAGAUGAACCUUUAUAUCGUAUUGAAACAGGAAAUUAUGAAUACAGGCUAGUAUUGCGAUGUCGCCAAUUAGCAAGAAAACGAUUUGCUGCUCUAAGAGAAGAUGUUUUGGCAAAAAUCGAGUUAUUAGAAAAUAAACAUGUGCACGAUGUUGUAGGUCAAUUGCAUGCUAUUGCUUCACAAAUGGCCAGUUAUAAUUGUGAAAUAAGUCAAAUGAUGCUUGGAGGAGGAAACAGUAGUAGUGAACCACCACUAUUUCCUAUUGAGAUGGAUUUGACACGUACUGCAUUUCAAUAUGAAUCCGUCCAGCCACCAGUUAGUGAUUGCUUUCAAGAUGAUCAAGAUGAUGACAAUUUACUUGCUCAAGCAGAUAAUCCAAGAGUUUACCGGGAUACACCACCAUUAUCUCAAAAAAAUGAUGAGCCUAUUUCAGCUUUGACAGAAUUAGCACAGUUACAUUUGAAUACAGAGAAAACAGAUACUGAAAACACUGAAAAUCAAACUCAAACAGUAACUUCUCCAUUACUUUUAGAUCUAUAAUAAUUGUUUAUAUUUUUUUUUUCAUUUUUUUUGAAAAUCAGUAUGUAUUUAUUUCUACUCAUUUUUUGUUUAUCGCAUAAAGUAUGCUUUCUACUAGUACCAUUCCUUUUACUAGUCGCACUUAUCUAAUCAUUUUAUUGUAUUUAUUAUUUUUAUCAAUAUAAAUUAUUUAAUCAUUUU
Sipha flava (yellow sugarcane aphid) is the source of this 1922-nucleotide messenger RNA. RefSeq names its product PRKCA-binding protein (gene PICK1). NCBI's taxonomy places the organism in Eukaryota, Metazoa, Arthropoda, Insecta, Hemiptera, Aphididae. Bases 354 to 1742 code for a protein of 462 amino acids. Gene Ontology annotation, molecular function: protein kinase C binding; protein domain specific binding; phospholipid binding. Gene Ontology annotation, cellular component: neuron projection; postsynaptic early endosome; postsynaptic density. Gene Ontology annotation, biological process: intracellular protein transport; positive regulation of receptor internalization; receptor clustering. The record is from RefSeq and is a predicted model, not a curated record. The transcript has 9 exons.